This is a messenger RNA of Macaca mulatta (Rhesus monkey), 1142 nucleotides long. Lineage: Eukaryota; Metazoa; Chordata; Mammalia; Primates; Cercopithecidae. The record is from RefSeq and is a predicted model, not a curated record.
ACAGGCCUGAGCCACCGCGCCCGGCAGGUGUGGGUUUUAAGAGAACUUAGUCUGUGGUUCUCAGCCUUGGCUGAAGCAAAGACUUACGCACAUAGCUUCUAAAAAAUGUCAAUUCAGAGAGCCUCCUCCCAGAGAUCGAUUGGGGAAGAGCACCGUGUUUUUGAAAGCUCUCUACGGGCCUAUCCUGUACAGCAUGUGCUGGGGGAAACGUGCCAGAGGGCCGGUGAACUGGAGGACCAUGCCCAUCGAGAAGCGGCUGCCAUGUUAACUGCCUGCUUAUGGAAGAAGGAUCAUUGUCAGAUUUCGCAGUUCAGGAAUGACCUUAGACAAUAUCAAUCGGGCAGUUGUGGAUCGAAUAAUCCGGGUGGAUCAUGCGGGCGAAUAUGGAGCAAACCGCAUCUAUGCCGGGCAGAUGGCCGUCCUGGGUCGGACAAGCGUCGGGCCAGUCAUUCAGAAAAUGUGGGAUCAAGAAAAGGACCAUUUGAAAAAGUUCAGUGAGUUGAUGGUUACGUUCAGGGUCCGGCCGACAGUUCUGAUGCCCUUUUGGAACGUGCUGGGCUUUGCACUGGGGGCAGGGACCGCCUUGCUCGGGAAGGAAGGUGCAAUGGCCUGCACCGUGGCGGUGGAAGAGAGCAUAGCACAUCACUACAACAACCAGAUCAGGAAGCUGAUGGAGGAGGACCCUGAAAAAUACAAGGAACUUCUUCAGGUGAUAAAGAAAUUUCGGGAUGAAGAGCUUGAGCACCAUGACACAGGCCUUGAACAUGAUGCCGAAUUGGCUCCAGCCUAUGCCGUCCUGAAGAGCGUUAUCCAAGCUGGAUGCAAAGUGGCGAUAUAUUUAUCAGAAAGAUUGUAAAGUGUGUCCAGUUAUGCCUGCCUAUGAAAGAUGACAGUAAUUUACCAAGUGACAUUUGCAGAGAAACAAGUGUACAGUUAUCAUUGUACUUUUGUACAAUGUGAAUUUUGUUAAUUAUAAGGUUUCUUUUUUAAAAAAAAAAAAACUGCAGUGUUGAUUUUUCUCUGGGUUGUGUUUUCUGCCAUGAGACCGACAGGUCACCAGCCUUGUUCAAGUCACAGCAAACAAAGCUGAACCUUGUUUGGUCUCAUACUUAAUUUUCUUUUAUAUACAUGUUUUUCUUUUA